This is a messenger RNA of Nelumbo nucifera (sacred lotus), 2837 nucleotides long. RefSeq names its product inactive protein kinase SELMODRAFT_444075-like. NCBI's taxonomy places the organism in Eukaryota, Viridiplantae, Streptophyta, Magnoliopsida, Proteales, Nelumbonaceae. Gene Ontology annotation, biological process: protein phosphorylation. The record is from RefSeq and is a predicted model, not a curated record. Gene Ontology annotation, molecular function: ATP binding; protein kinase activity.
CCUCUCUCUUUCUUCUUUUUCUUGUUCUAAGCUAGGUUUUUUCUUUCUUCAAUAUAAUUCCGUCGCAUUUUCCGGUGUUCCAAAACUUCAGAGGAGCUCAUGUUUCCGGUGGAUACAACCUGGUCGUCCCAUGUUGGAAAAAGAGGAGCAGAUGGAGAUCAGUACACUGAAAAGAGGAUUCCAGAGCACGUAAUAGUGGCCGUCAGAGCUGAGAAGGACAUUUCCAAGACUGCACUGGUUUGGGCACUGUCCUGCAUCGUUCGUCCUGGAGAUUGCAUUACGUUGCUCGCUAUCCUUCCCCCCGAGAAAAACAGAGGUCGGAAAUUAUGGGGUUUUCCGAGAUUGAGCGGAGAUUGUGGGAGCCGUCAAUGGGAGAAGUCUUCCGACUGGAAAUGCCAGAUCUCAGAAUAUUGUUCCAAGAUGAUGCUCCAAGUUCACGACCAAAACCAGGUUAGAGUAAGCAUCAAGGUGGUAUCAGCUUCACCCGGUGGAGUGGUGGCUGCAGAAUCAAAGAAGGCCGGAGCUAGUUGGGUCGUUUUAGACAAUCACAGACAGCUGAAGCAGGAAGAGAAGCAUUGCAUGGAGCAACUCCAUUGCAACAUUGUAGUGAUGAGACGUUCUCAACCUAAAAUACUCAGGCUCAAAUUAGAAAGCUCAUAUGAAGUCCAACCCCCUAUCUCUUCCUUCCCAACUCCAGAAUUCGAUGACGAGAAGUCGCCGGACGUCAGGAUCAAGCACUCAACCCCUGUGAGCAGCCCCGAAGAUAAGAAAACUUCCUUCUCCAGGACCACCAGCACCACCACCACUAGAGAAAUUUGGGUUUCGAGUUCCAACAACAAAGGUGCUUCCCCUUUCUUUGAAGGUCUCAACAAGAGAAAGCCUGGAUCUCUAAAUGAACGAGUAGGCUCGGAUAACCGUUUCAUUGUAUUUGACUCGGGCGGCGAUGCUCUGAUCUCUCUGUUUACAAAUUCUACGCCAUCGGCGGCUCGUAACCAGAAGAAUGUCCAUUGGGUUCCCGAAAGCCACACCGUCGAUAAACGGAGCUCGACUAUCAGAAACUACAAGAAUACCCACAGCACCAAACCCCAGCCUUCUCGAGCACUGCUUGAAAAGUUCAUUCAACUUGGCAGAGAAUCAUUCAGAGAUAACCAAAGCCACCAAAGAGACUACGUUGUCAACUCCGACGUCAGAGGUGCAAUGUCUUUGAGCAGAACAUCUUCGGCACCUCCUCCUCUAUGUUCAAUAUGUCAGCACAAAGGGCCGAUUUUCGGAAGACCACCCAGAUGCUUUGACUACAGAGAGCUUGAGGAAGCUACAGAUGGGUUUUCGGAGGUGAAUUUCUUAGCUGAAGGUAGGUUCAGUUUGGUUCACAGAGGGGUGUUGAGAGAUGGUCAGGUGGUAGCUGUGAAGCAGCUGAAAGUGUCUGGGUUGGAAGGAGAUGCCGAUUUCUGUAGGGAAGUUGAGGUAUUGAGUUGUGCACAACAUAGGAAUGUUGUGAUGCUGAUUGGUUUCUGUGUUGAGGAUGGAAAGAGGGUGUUGGUCUAUGAGUACGUCUGCAACGGCUCCAUGGAAUUCCACUUAUACGAAAAUGAGAGCUCUCCUUUAGAUUGGAACUCGCGUCUUAAGAUAGCAAUUGGAGCAGCAAGAGGUUUAAGAUAUCUUCACGAGGACUGCAGGGUUGGGUGCAUUGUGCACAGAGAUAUGCGCCCGAGCAAUAUCCUCCUCACCCAUGAUUUCGAACCACUGGUUGGAGAUUUUGGACUGGCCAGGUGGCAACCAUCAUGGGAUAUUGGUGCCGACACAUGUGCGAUUGGAACUCUAGGGUAUCUCGCACCGGAGUACACUGAUGGCGCAAAACUCACAGAGAAAGCUGAUGUAUAUGCAUUUGGCAUGGUGUUACUAGAGCUAAUUACAGGGCGAAGAACAAUCGACUUAACUCGUCAAAGUGCGAAUCAGUUCCCAGCAGAUCUAUCCCUCUCCAUGCUGGCCCUAGAACAAAGCCAUGCCUUAACAAUUAAUUAUCAAUUGCUGGAUCCGCGCUUGGACUUGGACCAAUUGCAUAGUUAUACUCAUACAUACCAGCUUCAAGCGAUGGCUCAUGCUACUUCAUUGUGCCUAUGCCGAGACCCAGAAUUCAGACCUCCUAUGUCGAAGAUCCUAAGAAUUCUAGAAGGAGAUGCAAUGAUUCCUCUGGGUUCCGAGCUUGACUCAGUUGGCAGUAGAAGUGCACGAAUGCAUGUUCCAACUAAACUUCAACAAACUGAAUCAUUCAGAGGUCAUUCUCGUGCACUUUCCCAGUAACCAAAGUGGGCUGUGGGCAUUUGCGUUGGUCUUCAUGCAUGCGUUCUGAAGACGAAUCACUCUUCCCACUAUGUAGGCUACGAAAGCCAAGUUACAACGGAAAAUCUCAUCUUCCAAGGAAACGUCUCACAGCCUCAGUCAGGACCCGAAAGAUGGCAAGCAUUCAACGACAAUGUUUUCCAUCCCCACGUGGAGAAGAUUAUUCAAGACUCCAAAUGGAUUUCAACUACAAUGUUUUCCAUUCACAGAAUCAACGCCAAUUUGAUGAUUUUAACCAUUCAGCCCAUCAGAACUCUUAUGAACUUUAAUGAAAUGUAUUUCCUAUAAAAUGUUAAAUGACAACCGAAGAAAUAUGGUGGUUAAAUGAGUUUUGCAAAGCAAUAAUUUUGUCAUAGGAGAUAAUACUCAAUCCCAAGGAUGGAAGAGCAUCCUUUGGUUCAUCCCAUGCCCCAAAAUAGGGUUGUAAUUGCUCGUGGAAUGUAAUUCAUCUUUACUUUUCCUAUACACCAAUAUAUAUACACUGGACAUUGAUAAAC